AUGAAGCUCACCAUUCUCGUGGGCGCCUUAUCCGCCGUCUAUAGCCGUCUCAACCGCCCCUUCAAGGAGGUCCAGGUUGCCGCAACGCCCACGGCGAACAUCCCAUCCGGCACCUACCAGAUCGCGUGUGUCGAGUGUCCUUGCGAUGGCUUCGAUGGCCCCUGUCACUGCGUUUCGGAUGGGUGCUGCUGCAAUGGCGGUCCCAUUCAGCCUCCUGCGACUGGUUGGAGGAACGCGGAUGACAUUUAG
This is a messenger RNA of Parastagonospora nodorum SN15, 249 nucleotides long. RefSeq lists its product as hypothetical. The coding region runs from base 1 to 249 and encodes 82 amino acids. The record is from RefSeq and is a predicted model, not a curated record. The transcript has 3 exons. Lineage: Eukaryota; Fungi; Ascomycota; Dothideomycetes; Pleosporales; Phaeosphaeriaceae.